UCACGUUACAGUCUUAAAGCAAAUGAGUUAAAGAGUGCGUGUCUUACCCCACUAGGAUGAAAGAACACUAUAUUCUACAGUUCCGAUAAGUAUUGAGGCUAAGAACGGUUCUGACGAGCAGUUAACCGUUUCGUCCAUCGUGUUUAAUCCAGAAGAGGAGAAACAUCGUAGGCAUUGUGAAAAAACCUAUCAACAGAUGAAUACCCCUCCUGACCUUCUGUAGUUUGUUUUUCUCUCAAGUGAAGAUGGCCUCUCUCCUUCUCUUUAGGCUACUACACUGAUCACCUCCACUGGGACACAAACGCAUAAUGGAGAGAAAACGCCGAAAGAAAUGAACUCAAGCCAUGGUUUAUUCAGGCUAUCUUUGUUUUGGACAUAAGCUUUUUUAAAACUCCAAAACUCCUUUAAGAAAACAUGAUGGUAAAUAAACCGAAACGGACCACAGGGGUCAUGAUCCCGGGACUGUGCUUGCUUUGGGGCAUGUUGGUUGUUCAGUUUUCUCUGGUGGGCACAGAGGAAAAGAAUGGACCUUUUUCCACUCCCUUUCCUCCAUCCCUGGAUGCUGAUGCUUUCUUGAACCCAAACUGUUCACAGUUCACAUUAAAACUGGGUUUUUCUACCAAAGUGGUCAAGCAUGAAUACAUCGUUGCGUUUAACGGUUACUUCACAGCCAAGGCUCGAAAGCAUUUCAUCAGCAGAGCCCUGCGAGAUGUGGAUGUGGUGAACUGGCGCAUAGUGCAGCGGGACAAUCCCGCCAGCGAUUUCCCCAGCGACUUUGAGGUGGUGGAGAUACGGCAGGAGGCCCGCAGCAGCCUGCUCACCCUCCAGGAUCACCCUUACAUUAAGAGAGUGACGCCUCAGCGCAUGGUUCUUCGCAGCCUAAAACUGGUUGAUUCGGGGACUGAUGGAGGAUCCCAAUGCAAUGACACGCGCUGGGUUCAGAAGUGGCAGUCAUGGCAAUCAUCAAGGCCGCUUAGGAGGACCAGUCUGUCUCUGAGCUCUGGUUUCUGGCAUGCCACAGGCAGACACUCCAGUAGGCGUCUUCUACGGGCCAUCCCCAGACACGUCGCCCAGAUACUGCAGGCAGAUGUGCUCUGGCAGAUGGGACACACUGGCUCCGGAGUGAAGGUAGCUGUAUUUGACACUGGGCUGAGUGAGAAGCAUCCCCACUUUAAGAAUGUUAAGGAAAGAACCAACUGGACCAAUGAGAAAACACUGGAUGAUGGGUUGGGUCACGGUACCUUUGUGGCUGGAGUUAUUGCCAGCAUGAGAGAAUGCCAGGGCUUUGCUCCUGAUUCAGAGCUACAUAUCUUCAGGGUUUUUACCAAUAACCAGGUAUCCUACACUUCCUGGUUCUUAGAUGCCUUCAACUAUGCCAUCCUGAAAAAGAUUGAUGUCUUAAACCUCAGUAUAGGGGGGCCAGACUUCAUGGACCAUCCGUUUGUAGAUAAGGUUUGGGAGCUCACGGCCAACAAGGUGAUCAUGGUGUCUGCUAUUGGCAAUGAUGGUCCAUUGUACGGGACCCUGAACAAUCCUGCGGAUCAGAUGGAUGUUAUUGGUGUGGGAGGGAUUGAUUUUGAGGACAACAUUGCCAGGUUCUCAUCUCGUGGCAUGACUACAUGGGAACUGCCGGGUGGCUAUGGCAGGGUGAAGCCUGACAUCGUGACUUAUGGCUCGGGUGUACGCGGCUCUGGGUUGAAGGAAGGCUGUCGUUCUCUCUCGGGCACCAGUGUUGCAUCACCUGUGGUGGCUGGAGCUGUCACACUGCUUGCUAGCACUGUAUUGAACAGAGAGUUGAUAAACCCAGCCAGCAUGAAACAAGCUCUGAUCGCGUCAGCUCGCAGGCUGCCGGGGGUCAACAUGUUUGAGCAAGGCCAUGGCAAACUCGAUCUGCUCCGAGCCUACCAGAUCCUUAACAGCUACAAGCCACAAGCCAGUUUGAGUCCUAGCUACAUAGACCUGACCGAGUGCCCGUACAUGUGGCCCUACUGUUCUCAACCCAUUUACUACGGCGGCAUGCCAACUAUUGUCAACGUGACCAUUCUAAAUGGUAUGGGCGUGACGGGAAGGAUUGUGGACAAGCCCAUCUGGCAGCCGUACAUUCCUCAGAAUGGGGAUUAUGUAGACGUUGCAGUAUCUUACUCGCCAGUGCUCUGGCCCUGGGCUGGAUACCUGGCUGUCUCAAUAUCUGUGGCCAAGAAAGCUGCAUCAUGGGAAGGCAUCGCUCAGGGUCAUGUCAUGGUCACGGUUGCAUCGCCAGCAGAGAAUGAUUCAGCAAUAGGUGGUGAGAUGACAUCCACGGUGAAACUACCAGUGAAGGUGAAGAUUGUUCCCACUCCCCCACGCAGUAAAAGGGUCCUGUGGGAUCAGUACCAUAACCUUCGCUACCCCCCUGGAUACUUUCCCAGAGACAACCUGCGCAUGAAGAACGAUCCUCUUGACUGGAAUGGUGAUCAUAUUCAUACCAACUUUAGAGACAUGUACCAGCACCUUCGGAGCAUGGGCUAUUUUAUUGAGGUCUUGGGGGCACCAAUCACAUGCUUCGAUGCCAGUCAGUAUGGGACCUUGCUGAUGGUGGACAGUGAGGAAGAAUAUUUCCCAGAAGAGAUCACCAAGUUGAGAAGAGACAUAGAAAAUGGGCUGUCUCUCAUAAUUUUUAGUGACUGGUACAAUACAUCAGUCAUGAGAAAAGUCAAGUUUUAUGAUGAGAACACCAGGCAAUGGUGGAUGCCGGACACAGGGGGCGCUAAUGUGCCAGCACUGAAUGACCUGAUCUCUUUGUGGGGUAUGGCCUUUAGUGAUGGCCUAUAUGAGGGAGACUUUACAAUGGCAGAUCAUGACAUGUAUUAUGCCUCUGGGUGCAGCAUCGCUCGUUUUCCAGAAGAUGGGAUUGUUAUUGGUCAUACCUUAAAGGAUCAAGGACUGGAGGUCUUGAAACAAGAGACUGCAGUUGUGGAAAAUGUGCCGGUGCUUGGACUGUACCAAACACCCAUUGAAGGGGGAGGACGCAUAGUACUCUACGGAGACUCCAACUGCAUCGAUGACAGUCACAGACAGAAAGACUGUUUUUGGCUUCUGGAUGCUCUGCUGCAAUACACCUCUUAUAGCAUGACUCCACCCAGCCUCAUGCACUCUAAAAACAGAAUGGUGCCCCCUACAGGCGCAGACAGGCCAUUACCACAAAGACUGGAAGGUAAUCACCUCUACCGUUACUCCAAAGUGCUGGAGGCUCAUCUGGGUGACCCUAAGCCACGUCCACUGCCUGCAUGCCCUCAUCUGUCUUGGGCUAAACCCCAACCACUUAAUGAAACUGCUCCCAGCAAUCUGUGGAAGCACCAGAAGCUUCUGUCAGUUGACCUGGACAAGGUGGUUUUGCCUAAUGUGAGGCCUUAUCGGCCUCAGGUUCGACCCUUGUCUCCUGGGGAAAGUGGAGCUUGGGACAUCCCAGGAGGAAUAAUGCCAGGCCGCUAUAAUCAAGAAGUAGGCCAGACCAUCCCAGUGUUUGCAUUUCUUGGUGCCAUGGUCGUGCUUUCCUUCUUCGUGGUGCAGUUGACCAAGGGCAAGAACAAACCCAAGCGUAGGAAACCCAGAGUGAAACGGCCACUUUACCUUCAACAACAGUCACAACAAACCCCCAGCCGAAACCCCUCAGUUUGAAUGGCCACACAAGAUUAUGCCACAUCUGGACAAACAGGGAACAGUUUUCCCUGAGGUGUGCUUGUUACUUUGGGCUUGUGGUGAUGAGAUUGAACUCUGAAAGGUUUCAUGUUCUUAUGAUGAACCUGCCACCUGCGCCCAGAUAAGACCCUCACCUGGACAUCAGUAUUCCCUCUCCAAUCUUUUUUCCACAAAUGCCUUUCAAUUCAGCGACCAAAUGGAGGAAUGUUUUGUUUUUUAAUUUAUUGACAAUUAAUUGAGUAUUGACCCUUGUUUUGUAUGUCAAAAUGGACACCAGCCAUUCAGUUGCCUAUUCAAACACACUGAAUUUCCAUGUCCUUGUUUUUGUAUUUUGUCAAAAUCUGUUUUUAUAAAAUGGGUGUGUGCUUACAUCUUUGUAAAUAGCCAUCAGGAUUUCAAUGUUGUUGGUGCGGAGAAUCAAUGUUUAAAAUAUAUCCCAUCUGAUAUAAACCAGAAA
Molecule: messenger RNA, 4135 nt
Organism: Triplophysa dalaica
Lineage: Eukaryota; Metazoa; Chordata; Actinopteri; Cypriniformes; Nemacheilidae
Gene: mbtps1
Product: membrane-bound transcription factor peptidase, site 1
Exons: 23
Coding region: 415-3657 (1080 amino acids)
Biological process (GO): proteolysis
Cellular component (GO): Golgi apparatus
Molecular function (GO): serine-type endopeptidase activity
Source: RefSeq, a predicted model, not a curated record